This is a messenger RNA of Linum trigynum, 3229 nucleotides long. The record is from the annotation of a GenBank genome assembly. Lineage: Eukaryota; Viridiplantae; Streptophyta; Magnoliopsida; Malpighiales; Linaceae.
GAUUCUCUUUCCUUUCGACUCGAGAGAUUUGGUAGGAAAGGAAGAAGAACCGAUAGGAGGAGGAGAGAGAGAGAGAGAGAGAGGGGUUAGAGAGAGAAAGCCCAAACGAAAAAAAAAUCCCACGAUUCCACGCCAACGACGGUAUAAGAGUUUUUCUUUGCCCUUUCCUUUCCCUCUCCUCCAUCUUCCAAUCCUAAUCUUCUCCUCCACCACCACUUCUUCUCUUCCGAAUUUCGGGAAACCGCCGCCGCUGCUGCUUCAGCCAUGGAGAAGAAGAAUUCCGCAGCUUCUUAACGAUUCCUCUCCUCCCUUUCCCUUCUCUCUUCCCCUCUUCCUCCAGAAGAAGGCGAGAAAGGAGGCGAAACGCACCUAUCGAACCAGAAGAGGAGGGAAGGAAUUGGGAGAAAUCUCUCGCCCCCCGCCGGUCAGACGAGCUAUGGUUGCUACCGCUGCUGCCGCAGUCGCCGUCCAGGCUCAGGCUGCUGCUGGAUGCGUUCAUAUCGGCGACAACAAGGAGUCCCUGGUGGAUUCCUUCCUCGUCGAGGCCCUCCAGAAUCCGCGCCACCGUCUCACCAUUCUAAGGAUGGAGCUUGACAUCCAGAGAUUCCUACAGAACGCCGAACAACAGCAAUUUGAAUUCCAGCAUUUCCCUACGUCAUACCUCAGGCUUGCAGCACACAGGGUAGCCCAACACUAUGGGUUGGUCACCAUGGUACAGGACAAUGGAGUGGACGGACAACUGAAUAAGAUUGUGGUUAGAAAAACAGGAGAAAGCAGUAGAUGCCCUUCUGUCCGGUUAUCAGACAUUCCUGCUAAACAGUCUGACGGUGACCAACCAGAAAAGGUCAAGAUUGCUAUUAGGCCUCGACCUAACAAUGCUGCAAAUGGCUCUAAUGACUUCGGCCUCAAACGAAGCCCCGUGAGGAGUGUUGAAGAGAGGAAGGAGGAGUAUGAUAGAGCAAGGGCUCGUAUUUUCAGUUGCCCCAGUAGCCCAAGCUCGGAUGAUGUGAUGUCUCAAGGUCCUACGGACAAGAAAGUUAUAUCUUCAGUACAGGAUGAGUCUGAGGGUUGGAGGAACCCUCCAGUUGAUCCUAUCAACAUCAGGGAUGGUUCUUCGUCUCGGGUUGCCAUUUUCAGAGACAGGGAGAAGGAUCAUUUUGACCCAGAUUAUGACCGUAGUUACAUGAGGUAUGGUAGGGGUGCGCUUAAUAACCAGUGCUUCAACAUGUUGCCAUUUAACGUUCACAAGGUGCAGAUGCCCUACAUUCAGUACGAGACCGGUUUUCCCCAAUUGGUUCCGAUGGUGAGGAAUCAAGGUUCGCUUGGGUACGGACAUCCGGCUGCAAACCCAGUUUUGAACCCCUACUGUGCUGUUGGGGCAAACCAAAUGGCACCGGACGCAGCAGCAUAUGCUCAGUGGCCAAGUGCAUCUAUGAUGUAUGCACAUUCCUAUGACCAGUUUAGGCACGCAGUUUUCCCGGCUCCAUUCUGUCAGCAGCCACUGACGUUCGAUUACAGUCAAAACCAUUAAAAUGACAGCAGAUCCUAGGUUUGUAAUUGUAUCGCCAAUUAGUAAUAUGUACUCGUCGAAAACUUUCUCUGUUUAGUAAAAAGAACUGCAGCAGUCGGGUUGCUCGGUUGCGUACCUUCUGUUAUCGUUGCUUUUUUCUCUCUUCGUUCCUCUUCCGAUGACUUGAAAAUUGUAGUAAAAGGACUGUAACCGUGUCUGUCACAUCUAUGGUUCUGCAUCGCGUACCUCUGUUUUCUUACUACUAGUACGCAGGCUUGUGUUUGUUCAAAUGGUGUCGCCGUUUUAACCUACUGUUCUCGCCAGGUCUCGCUAUGCAUCGUAAAUCGUUAGUCUCGUCGGUUUAAUCUCUUCCUACUGAUUUUCGGGUUUAUAAGCAGCAAGUACUAAUAAUUAGUGAUUGUGGCGUGCUUGUGUUCAAUGAUGUUUUCUUGAUUUGUUAAUGACGACUUGAUUGAAUGAUUUGACUUUUCUUAGAUUGCUGUUUUUUUGCCCUUUGGGGUUAGGGCGAUGGUGCCAGUCUGGCAAAGGGCACAUCCUGUUUCCUUCCUGUCUUUUCUCGGACUUGUUUAUAUUUAGGCGUCCAAUUAGCUGUUGGUGGAUCUAGUGAUCCUACUUUUUUAAGCUUUUGUUUCUUUCUGUUUUGUGGUGGCAUGUGAAUUGCCUACUAAUUUUUUUUUUCUCCCGCCCAUGUCGUUGGUUGUUGUAUCUUCUGCCGUUUUUGUUGAAGUUAAGGGCCAUACCGAAUCAUUUUGUGCUACAUGUGGCCAGAGUAUAUCCAAUUUUUGUAGUGCUCGCGCUGAUUUCGUAAAUACGUGCUCAUGUAUGUCAAUGAUUUGCGUGUAUUUCGUGAUUUGUAGUCGUCGUGUGUAUUAAAGAAGAGUAUGUUCCACUACGAAUAGAUUUCGUCCACAUAGAUUGGAUAGAGACUUUCAUCGUUCUUAUGUGGAUUACCAUGCCCUUUCUGUUUCAUAGGAGGGAAAUUCCGGGAAAGAGCUUUAUUUGAAGUUUUACUUAACGGUAACCCUCAUCAACAUGAGUAUGUAUGACAAUAUCACAACAUUUGUACCGCGAACGAGGAAAAGCCCGUCGUUCCUCGCAUCAUUUUGCAUUUUCUUCUUAGCAAUAGAUAGCUACCGAGAACGGAACAUCAGGAGGCCAUCUGAGUUCAAAUACGAUCUUGAUCCUCUUCAUCGAAGGCUUAAUAUCUUAUCUAUCACUUGAUUAGUUUCUCGAUCACGGUUAUAUGCCUCUUUUUUUUCUUUCUUUUUUCAAUAUGUAUCACCCGAUUUUACAUUUUGUGCACUAUUUAUUUCCUCCACUGCCCCACCUAACCUUGGUUGAAGAUCAAAUAUAGGGCCUCUACGUGAUAAAGCUUUUGGGACAAGAAUUGAGGCCCUGGGGGGCUAUCUCUCAAGACAUCCAUUAUUGCCUAUAUGAAGUCAGAGUUAAAAUGACUGCAAUGUGCAAUCCCUCUUUUCUUUCUCCUUUUUUGGGGACCAAAGUUGUGGAGUUAUUUGAGGAGGGAAUCUAACUUUUUUACCCGUAUGACAAGCUAUCUACUUCUUCCUCCACUUUCUUGAUGUGCAAUCUGUGAUUUUCGUAGGCUAUAAUAAAUAAUAUUAAAAAAAGAAUCCACAAAUCAAUCGAGAACUCCCCCAAAACAAGAAAUAGUGGGGGAAAAAAAGAAUUAAACAAGUC